Lactuca saligna is the source of this 1368-nucleotide messenger RNA. The record is from the annotation of a GenBank genome assembly. Lineage: Eukaryota; Viridiplantae; Streptophyta; Magnoliopsida; Asterales; Asteraceae.
AUGGGAGACAUGGAGUUCGCUAAAGCUCAUGAUUCUGCAAUUUUUCUUGAAGAUCCUCCUGCAGCCCACAGUGACUUGAAAUUCAUUGUGGAUGGUUUGAAGAAAUCAUGCUUGGUUCAUUGCUUAACUACAAAUCCUGCUAUCUACCAAAGUUUGAUUAAGGAUUUCUGGAGAAAUGCUGAUGUAAAGAAGAAUGAUCGAGGUGAAAAAUUUCUGGAAACAACAAUCGAAGACAAGAAAAUUCUAGUAACAGAAAGCAUCAUCAGAGAAUCUCUUCAAAUUGAGGACAGACCUAAGUACCCCAUGGAGAUUGACGUUCAUCAAAUUGAGAAAAUUUUAGAGCAUAUGGGAUACGAAGGAACUUUUCCUCCUACAAUCAAAAAGCUGCUUCCUCCAUGUUGGAAGCUUUUGGCUCAUGUGUUCGUGAGUUGCAUUUCUGGCUGGAGAUCAGGAGCUAACGAGAUUUCUCUAGCCAACACUGGUGCCAUUGCUACAUUGGCCGCAGAGGAUGUCAGAGAAGAAUCAGCAGAUCAAUCCAUGUCGAUGGAAAAUGAAGAUAUUCAUCACUCUCCCUCCGAGCCUGUAGUGGAGGAGAUUCAUCACUCUCCCACAGCUUGUGUAGCUGAUGAGCAUGAUUAUCAGAAAGCAAAGGAUUCAAAAUCUUCUCGAGGGGAUGAUGACGAUGAUCUUUAUGAAGAUGUAGAGUUUUUGAAAGAAAUCGACUUUACAGGAAUCAAUGAUGACAUUCCAACAAACAUAGAGUUUGAUUUUGGUGAUGAAGAUUUUGAUCCUUUUCUUGAUAUUCCCAGUAGCCGUGUAAAUAAAGUCAAUGAAGUUGCUUCUCUAGCAACCAAGACUAGAGAUGAAGGAAAUUUUCUCAAAAUUCUGCUCUCUACCUCAAAGCCCUUGGAAAUCACAACAAGCCAAGGAGAUGUGACAAUAGAGAUUCCUCCCUCUGUGUCACCUGUCUCAACAUCAACUCCAGUCAUUUCUAUGUUAUAUGAACCUCAGACUUCUCAGACCUCCAUAAGAACAAGCCAAUCUCUUGAAAGUCUGGAGGUACCUUCUGUAAAAUGUGCUCCUCAAGUUAUUUCAACAAUCACUGCAACCACUGCUCACUCUCUUUCAAAGCAAACUGAUGAAGGUACAAGCACCAUGUUCGAGACUCGUGGAUCCUCUUCUAUUCCAGAAUAUUCUCCAACACGACCUUCUCUUGAUGAAGCUUCUAUCAGAUUAGUAAAACAUCUGGCUCAAUCUAGUCCAACCUCUUCAUGCGGAAAAGGAAUAUCAUUUAACGAGGGUCGGACAGAUGAUGACAAAUCCUCUUCAUCUGAUCUCCGAGAAGAAAUUGGAAUUCUCCGUCAAUAG